This is a messenger RNA of Daphnia magna, 1724 nucleotides long. RefSeq names its product ionotropic receptor 93a. NCBI's taxonomy places the organism in Eukaryota, Metazoa, Arthropoda, Branchiopoda, Diplostraca, Daphniidae. Gene Ontology annotation, molecular function: ligand-gated monoatomic ion channel activity. The record is from RefSeq and is a predicted model, not a curated record. Gene Ontology annotation, cellular component: membrane.
ACGUGGAUGGUAAACGUUAAGGCUCGAUAAGAAAGCCAUACCGUUUUGUUUGAACGGCCCAUAUAAGCAUAUCAGAAAAUCAGAACGAUUGUGUUUCUAUAUAGGAAACUGAUUUCAGCGUUAUGUGGAGCCGGUUGUUUAUUUUAUUAAUAACUUGGAACUCAUAUUUUCGGGUGGCAGAGUCUAAACGCAACGCAGAAUUAAACGGUGCUCAUUUAACAUUUGCCGUUUAUCAUAAUCCGCCCUACGACGUCCUGACUUUAAAACCCGAUGGGAACUACAGCCACAAAGGCUCCGGACCAACAUGGCAAAACUGGCUUGCUAAAAAACUUAACUUUACAUUCUCGUACCGCUACGUGAUUCUUAAUCAAACGACUAUCGAAAAAUACGGGGCGUCAGCUAUCGAGUUCGGCCUUCGUCUAACAGCCGACAAGGAAGUUGAUGCGUUCGUCAACGGACUGACUUCCACUCCGGAAAGGAAGAAAGUGGAUUUUUCGUACUUCAUUUGGACGGAGCCGUACGCGAUGGUGGUACCUCGACCAGGAGAAGAGCCUCGGCUCUUUGCAUUUGUGCGGCCAUUUCAACCACUAGUGUGGCUACUGAUUUUGAUAACUAUGCUCGCCGUCGUGUGUUUCAUGAGUUUCUUCUCGAAAUUCUCCUUGAAAAUGGAUGUUGCCGAACAUCGACAAGAGUCGGGACAAACACAAAUCAGGACAUUAUCCCAAUAUGCCAGUUCUUACUUUGUGUAUGUUUUGAACAUCAUAACCAAUCAAGGAGGAAACGUCAAUGGGAUACGUCUCUCGUUCCGCAUUCUUGUGGGUGUUUGGCUGCUCAUCGCCACUGUAUUGGUCAACAGUUAUUCGGGCACCAUAGUUUCGUACCUGACUGUACCAAAAAUAAAACCUUCCAUCAACACGUUCGAAGAUUUAGCCCUCAGCAAAGACGUUGAACUCAUUAUCAAGAAGGACGUUGUCAUUGGCCAACAGAUAUUGUCAGCCAAAUCAGGCACUUUCAAGAUUCUCGGUGACAGAACUCGAAAUAAUCCCGAACGUUUGCUGACAGAUCAAACGGAAAUUGACAACUUGUUAGCAAAAGGAGGUCAUGCUUUUCCAUGGAUUGUAUCGUUUUGCAAGUUUUUCAUUGCCGGCCAAUUAAAAAAGGAUGGGACCUGCCGUUUUGAAAUGACGGAUCCAGUGCCUUUUCAAACGGCCUUUUUCUCCAUCGUUCUCCAAAAGAACAGCAAGUUUACUCGAGCAUUUAACGAUGCCUUGAUGUUGAUGUGGGAAAGCGGGCAAAUUACCUUUUGGGUGACAAACGACAUUCCGCGAGCGCCAAAAUGCUUCGCUAAAAUAAACCCGCGCACGACUUUAACCCGCCAAGUUCCCAUUCAACUGAAGGAUCUGAUGAGUGCGUUUUUCAUUUUUGCUAUUGGUCAGGGCCUGGCAAUUUUAGCUUUCGUCGUGGAAAACGUGAUUCACUUCAGACGUGGCCACACGGUGGUUAUUCGUUAAAUGCGAAAUCCCACCAACAUCAGGUGCAUUUUGAGAUGAAUCGAUGGAGGCAAAACGCAAGGGUUUGCCAUUGGCGUGGCAUUAUUUUUCUUGAAAUUAAGAAGCUAUUCUUAUAUGGGAUUCUUCAAACAAACUGAUUAGUACUAAAAGAUUACACUUGAAUUUGUCAUUGUUUACACAAGAAGCGAUAAAUACACGCAGUCACUAUAGCAA